This is a messenger RNA of Castor canadensis (American beaver), 1340 nucleotides long. The record is from RefSeq and is a predicted model, not a curated record. NCBI's taxonomy places the organism in Eukaryota, Metazoa, Chordata, Mammalia, Rodentia, Castoridae.
CCCCAACUCAGAGCAAAUCCUUAGACAUCUCCCCGAACUGCAGAACGAGAGGCUCGGCGUUGUUCGAAAAGAAGCGACCCUCAGCGAGGGGUAGCAAGGCAGGAAGAAGAUGUUAAAAACUAUAAGCAACCAUCCCAGUAAUGGAUCUCUCUCAGGAAAGUGAGACUGAUUUAGAAAAUAAUGAGAGUAGUGAAAUUCAAAGCACAGAAGAAACUGAACUAACCUUUACUUGUCCAGAUGAAAGAAGUGAAAAGAAUCACGUUUGUUGUCUUCUCAACAUCAGUGACAUUACACUUGAAGAGGACGAAAGAGCCACUGAGUUUGUCAUCGGCACUGGGUGGGAAGAGGCUGUCUGUGGCUGGGGAAAGAUUUCUCCAGCUGCCUGCAUCUGGCCACGGAAGAAACUGAAAAAGGCCAGGGUAGGAGAAAGUGCCAGCAGCAGCUGCUUGUUCUGUGUCAGUCUCUCUCAAGGGAUCCUGGAGGCCAAGCCUUCCAUGGAGGCUGGGAGAUGGGAGGCAGGGGCUAUGGCUGACCUGAGCCUGGAGAAGAAUUGGAGCAACCCCUCCCAGACUCCAGGGCCCUCCCAGGGCCCUCACACUGCUUGUAGGGAGAGCACCAAACUCUGCUCUCCCACCUACAUUCAUGGGGAAAAAAAAAGUCUGCAAAUCAAGGAGUUUAUCUGGAGCAUGGAAGACUGUGCCAUCCCUGAGACAACUAGUGGCAAGGCCCCCAGGAGUCCCAGCAGAGGCACUGGCAGAGGGCUCUCCAUCUCAGACUCCUUGACCUCCAAGGCCCUCCUGGUUCUGCCUCCCCUGAAAGCUGCCCCCUCAAACAGUAUGGAUGUUCUGGGUAAGAAGAAUAAGAGCAUUUUCUGGCAGUCGGAAGAGAAGGUGCUGAAGGUGGAGAAGGAUGAGUGUGUAGCUUGUGCAUAUGGAUUGAAAACAGUUGAUGGGAAAAGUGAAAAGAGACACUUGGAGCUGGCCAAGCACCGUAAGGUCACCGAUGAGAUGCCUUUCCCUUCGCCCGUGGCCCAGACACUCCUGCUGGCUGAUUCAGAGCUGUGCUGCCCAUACUGGCCCCUCUUGCCUGAGAAAAACCUGGGGUGCCUUCCCAAUCCCAACAGUGUACGCUGUCUUGCCACCUUGCAGCCUUUGCAGAAACAGGGCACGCAAAGCCACAAAGCCAAAUUCAAAGCCAAGGAGCCGAGACCUCUCAGGAACACUACAAAGCACCUUCUCACAAAGGCCAGCCAGGAAAACAGGCCCCAAACGCUGGAGACCAAUGUGUUCCCAAGACCGCUCUUGCCGUCCCUCACACACAGGAAAAAGAAGAUAAAGUAG